GUCAGCAUGGAGAAGAGGAAAGCCGAGAGAGAAGCAAUGCUUUCAGAGAGAUGAAGCUUUUAGGAUGGCGGACGAAUCGCUCACGGUGUUUUUAAAACUGUUUGCCGCUGGAUUUUAUGGGAUUAGCUCGUUUCUCAUCGUUGUCAUCAACAAAAGUGUCCUGACGAGUUACGGAUUCCCUUCGUCAAUAUGUGUCGGUAUAGGUCAGAUGCUGGCCACCAUCGUUGUAUUGUGGGUGGGAAAGGCUGUAGGGGUGAUCACCUUCCCCGACUUCGAUCGAACUAUACCUCGAAAGACAUUUCCACUACCUCUCCUCUAUGUUGGGAAUCAAAUAACUGGACUGUUUGGAACAAAAAGGCUCAAUCUGCCCAUGUUUACAGUCCUGAGGAGGUUUUCCAUUCUCUUCACAAUGCUUGCAGAGGGCUUUCUUCUGAAAAAGAAGUUUUCUCGAUCUGUCCAGCUCACAGUCUUCACCAUGAUCCUGGGGGCUUUUGUAGCUGCAAGUGCUGACUUGGCGUUUGACUUGGAAGGAUACGUGUUUAUUCUGUUGAAUGAUGUCUUGACAGCAGCCAAUGGAGCCUUUGUAAAGCAGAAGCUCGACUCGAAGGAGCUGGGAAAGUAUGGCCUGCUGUAUUACAAUGCUGUAUUUAUGAUCCUACCGACCCUGCUCCUGGCUCAGGUCACUGGCGAUGUUGACAAGGCUUUGAACUUCCCAGCUUGGUCAGACAUGAUGUUUGUUGGCCAGUUCGUUUUAUCUUGCAUCAUGGGGUUCAUCCUGAUGUACUCCACAGUACUGUGUACACACUACAACUCUGCACUUACAACAACCAUCGUUGGCUGUAUAAAGAACAUAUUGAUCACAUACAUCGGAAUGGUGUUUGGAGGGGACUACAUCUUCUCAUGGACCAACUUCAUCGGUCUUAACAUAAGCAUCGCGGGCAGCUUGGUGUACUCUUACGUGACCUUCACAGAAGACCAGAGCAGCAAGCAGAGUGAAAGUGGAGGCAAGUUGGAGGCCAAGGGGAAGACGGCGGUGUGAGAAGUACACUGGAGGACUCUGUUUACCAUAUAGCAGAGUGUACGCAUGAACUUUGUGUUCUUUUUGUCCCCUUUUCGACAUCUUUUCCUAUCACCUUCUUGUUUUUGUUUUUUUCUCUUAUCCUGGUGCUGGUAUCAUCUCCGUUGGUGAGUGACGUCACGUGCGCACAGCGAGCAGCAUGGUGCACGGACAAUUUAGAGACAAAGCGGACAGACGAAGCUUGUCUGUCCAAUACUGCCAGAUGUUUCGAAGAGACGUGAACUGUUUUCAGAGAAGAAUGAAUAUGGUCACUUUUGUUGGCCCACUCGUCUUCCUGCAGGAAAAAAAGAGCAGGAGAACAGGUGUUUGUUUUCCCCCUUUGUUGCCUCAGGCUGUGUGUGUCUCUGUCUGUCUGUCUGUUUGUCUGUCUGUAUGUCUGUAUGUAUUCAUGUCUGUCUGUUUUGUGUUUUUACACGUUACACCAACAUCUUUGUUACUGUUUUGUUACUUGGUAAUAUUUUAAAAGGUAGUUUUAUUCUUUUCUUUCUGAUAACUUGGUCAAUGCUAUUUAAAAGGGAGAGAUGGUGGCCUGAUAGUGCCAUGUUUGUGGCAAACAGUCACCAAAAGGGCUUGAAAUCAUUUAUUUCCUUAUCAGAACUCCUUCAAGUCCGCAUUAGCUGGAAUUUGAGGUAGUCAUUUCUUUGUAUUUGCGAUGUGGAAAUGAAUGUUCUUGGUGAGCUCAUCUGCGAUGAACUGCUCAAGAGGUUGAAUGUUGGGUCAGAACUCCUCAAAAUGUCAUUUUCAGUAUUAUCAUAUCUAUCAUGAUAUUUUGAUGGGAGCUGUACCCUAAUCUUUUUUUAAAACAUGUUUGGAGAAGUUUAAUAUGGUUGCGCUAUUUUAUAUUUUAUUUUAUCUGUAUUCUGGAGUAUUUUAUUUUGGUACAAAUGGUCUGUCAAUUGCACUUUCACAGUUUACUGAAGCCUACGUCAGUGGUGUUUUAUAUAGUGAGUAUGGGAAAGUAAGUAUACAGUAAAUAGAUAUAUAGAUUUGCCUUAACCUAUAGCAACACAUGGGAGGCAUUGUACGGCUACCUACAUUUGUCUCAGAAUCAUGAUGUGACUGACUGGAUAGGCCUAUUUAUUAUUAUUUCUUAUUUUUGGACUGUAAUCAAUGCAGAAUCAAUUUCCCAAUCCAAGGCCCCAUCCCACACUCCUCACACAAUUUAACAUUAUAAUGGGUUACACAAUGUUGGGAUUGGAUAACAUUGUUACAUUUUUAUACAUUUACAGUUCUCCAAUGUUGGUUUCUUUCCUUUUUUUCCUUGGUGUUGUUAAGGCAAAAACAUGGUCCUGAAAAAUUUGUUCAGAGUACUUGAACUUCAUGUCACGGUUUUAAAUGCUCAAUCUGCACAGUCUGUUCAAAACAGUGCUAUGGAGAUAGGCUUGCUUUGAACAGUUGAUCAGAUUUUGCAUGUCAAAACAAAAAAUGGCCUUGGUUUUACUCUUCUUUUUACUAAGAUAGUCUCUUUUGGUACAGAGGUCUUUUUUAUAUUGUGAUGAAUGAAGUGCACUCCGUGUGUUCCUUUGUGAUUGUAACAUCUGUUGAUCUGAUUGCUUGAUGCGCAGACUAUUGGAACGUGUGUACUAAGUGCUGAAGUAAAAAAAAAAAUACCUCAGUAAAACAACUCUUUGGUGUGAU
Engraulis encrasicolus (European anchovy) is the source of this 2716-nucleotide messenger RNA. RefSeq names its product solute carrier family 35 member D1a (gene slc35d1a). The record is from RefSeq and is a predicted model, not a curated record. The coding region runs from base 65 to 1039 and encodes 324 amino acids. Gene Ontology annotation, cellular component: Golgi apparatus. Gene Ontology annotation, molecular function: UDP-N-acetylgalactosamine transmembrane transporter activity; UDP-N-acetylglucosamine transmembrane transporter activity; UDP-glucuronate transmembrane transporter activity. The transcript is spliced from 12 exons. NCBI's taxonomy places the organism in Eukaryota, Metazoa, Chordata, Actinopteri, Clupeiformes, Engraulidae.